This is a messenger RNA of Patiria miniata (bat star), 570 nucleotides long. Its product is annotated as lectin BRA-3-like. The coding region runs from base 1 to 570 and encodes 189 amino acids. Lineage: Eukaryota; Metazoa; Echinodermata; Asteroidea; Valvatida; Asterinidae. The transcript has a single exon. The record is from RefSeq and is a predicted model, not a curated record.
AUGGAGCCACAACUGGUACGACUUUCCAAAACAGUCACAAUUUUCGUCACUUUCUUCGGGCUUAUUAAAACUCUGAGUGCCGCUUGUUUGCCGAAUUCGACGCAGUUUGAGUCGUCGUGUUACAGCUUCUUGAACAUAACGACCUGGGCUAAUGGCCAGAAAUGGUGCCAAGAGAUUGGUACCAUGCACAUGGUUAUCGAAUCCGCCGAAGAGAAUGCCUUCAUCAUCCAGGAAAUGAGACUACGAGAUAUGGCGCACGCCUGGAUCGGCUGUAGUGACGAACAGACAGAAGGGGCAUGGGUGUGCCAUUUCGCUGAUGGGGUUACGAGAGCCAUGUCGUACGCCGACUGGAGAAGCGACCAGCCAAAUAAUUGGAAAAACCAGGACUGUGCAAGUGUAAGAAGCGACAACGGGAAGUGGAUGGACGACUUCUGUCAUCACCAUGAGCGAUUCUACGUUGUCUGCGAGACCAACAGCACCAAAGUGGAGAUUCCGCCAGCCGUAGUCUCCUCUUCAGCCGGCACUGUGACCUGCUACAUCAUGGGUGCCGACGGACGUCUUCGUCCCUAG